AUGAUUGUGUCCGACAAUGGACCACAAUUUACCUCAACCGCAUUCAAGGAAUACUGUGAAAAACAAGGAAUGCUACACAUUCGAUCUUCUCCAUACCAUCCACAAACGAACGGCCUAGCAGAGAGACUUGUCCGAUCUUUCAAAAACAGAAUGUCAUCGAAUAGUAACGAGGAUUUAUCAAUAAGACUAAAUGAAUUCCUUUUUAAUUAUCGCAACACACCACACACAACUACUGGAAAAGCUCCUGCAGAAAUAAUGUUUGGCCGACGACUUAACUGUCUCCUGUCGAAUAUUAGACCAAACCCGAGACAACAAUUAAGUUAUCAACGGAUCAGGGAAACGAUCGAACAGCAUAGAAGCGAACCAAAUUUUAAUCUAAACAUCCUUCCAAACCAAACAUCCAUCCAAGACAAGAAAAAACUUGGCAACCAGCUGUCAUUAAAGAUAGAAAACAUAAAUAUUCAUAUAUUGUAUCUACAGCAAAUGGAGAGAAGCGAAGGCACGCCGACCACAUUCGACCCCGCUGGGGGAAGGCGAACGCAACACCAAUAUCAGUGCCUAUCAAUUUUCAACCAAGAGCUAGCAGCCUUCCAAACAACACUCUAA
This is a messenger RNA of Leptosia nina, 606 nucleotides long. The record is from the annotation of a GenBank genome assembly. Lineage: Eukaryota; Metazoa; Arthropoda; Insecta; Lepidoptera; Pieridae.